This is a messenger RNA of Vigna umbellata (rice bean), 2514 nucleotides long. RefSeq names its product Lycopene beta/epsilon cyclase protein (gene LUT2). Gene Ontology annotation, molecular function: oxidoreductase activity, acting on paired donors, with incorporation or reduction of molecular oxygen. Lineage: Eukaryota; Viridiplantae; Streptophyta; Magnoliopsida; Fabales; Fabaceae. The record is from RefSeq and is a predicted model, not a curated record. Gene Ontology annotation, biological process: carotenoid biosynthetic process.
UCCCUCUGUGACAGAAAGCGAACUCAACCAUUGCACGAAAACACACACGUUUGGCGUGAUACAGAGGACGUCGUCGUUUUAAGAAUCGUAACUACAUCUUCAGUGCUUCACACGCAACGACUUAAUGUCAUGGUGAGGAGGAAGGAGUGAUAAAGAAACUACUAAAUCAGUGGCGUAUACUGAAAACGACAACGAAAUGGAGUGCGUUGCAGCGAGAAACUUGGCGGCAAUGGCGUUUUGCGUGAGUCCUUCGUCGAGGUUGAGGUUGCGGAAGAAGAUGUGGAGAAGAAGAACCGCGUCUGGCGGCCACGGCGUUCGGUGGCGCUCGCGGUUGCUGAAGGUGGAGGCGAAGGCAGGGAGCGAGAGUUGCGUGGCGACCAAAGAAGACUUCGCCGAUGAGGACGAUUACGUGAAGGCCGGAGGCUCCGAACUUGUUUUCGUACAAAUGCAACAGAACAAAGCCAUGGAAAUGCAAUCCAAGAUCGUGGAUAAGUUGCGCCCCAUAGGAGAUGAUAUACUAGAUCUAGUUGUGAUUGGUUGUGGUCCGGCUGGUCUUGCUCUGGCUGCUGAAUCAGCCAAGUUGGGACUAAAAGUUGGGCUUAUUGGCCCGGAUCUUCCUUUUACAAAUAAUUAUGGUGUGUGGGAGGACGAAUUUAGAGGUCUCGGACUUGAAGGUUGCAUUGAACAUGUUUGGAAGGAUACCGUUGUCUAUCUCGACAAUGAGGAUCCCGUUUUCAUUGGACGUUCCUAUGGACGUGUCAGUCGGCAUCUGCUUCAUGAGGAAUUGUUAAGCAGGUGUGUCGAGUCAGGUGUCACAUAUCUUAGCUCAAGAGUAGAAAAUAUUAUUGAGGCGAGCAAUGGUCACAGUCAUGUCGUCUGUGAAUAUGAUAUUGUAGUGCCCAGCAGGCUUGUUACUGUUGCAUCAGGAGCUGCUUCGGGGAAACUGUUGCAAUAUGAGGUCGGGGGUCCAAAGGUUUCUGUUCAAACAGCUUAUGGUGUGGAAGUUGAGGUGGAAAACAAUCCUUAUGAUCCAAAUGUGAUGGUUUUCAUGGAUUACAGAGACUACAUGAAGCAAAAUGUUCAAGGUCUAGAAGCAAAUUAUCCAACAUUUCUAUAUGCAAUGCCCAUGUCCAGUACAAGAGUGUUUUUUGAGGAAACCUGUUUAGCGUCAAAAGAUGCGAUGCCUUUUGAUUUACUAAAGAAGAAGCUCUUUUCAAGAUUAAAUUCAAUGGGGAUCAGAAUCACUAAAACUUACGAAGAGGAAUGGUCUUAUAUACCUGUUGGCGGAUCCUUACCAAACACAGAACAAAAGAACCUUGCAUUUGGUGCAGCUGCCAGCAUGGUGCAUCCAGCCACAGGGUACUCCGUUGUGAGAUCUUUGUCAGAAGCUCCAAAAUAUGCUUCAGUAAUUUCUAAUAUUUUGAAAGAUGGCCAUGCCAAGGACAAUAUUACCCAAGAAAGAAGAAAGGAGAAUUUGUCUAUGCAAGCUUGGAAUACACUUUGGCCACAAGAAAGGAAAAGGCAGAGGGCAUUCUUUCUUUUUGGAUUAGCUCUAAUUGUGCAGCUGGACAUUGGGGGAAUUCGAACAUUCUUUCGUACUUUCUUCUGCCUACCUGAUUGGUAUGACUUAUUUUCUCUCAUGUACAUGGUAGAUAUCUUGGAAUUUGCUUUAUAAUGUUUUCCAAAUAUUAUAUAACAUGGAUCUAGUGGUAACUUCAUAGUGAAUGAUAUGAUGGACCUAACAAACUUAACUAUGAUAGACUUUAAUAUCAUGCUACAGCGCAAAGAAUCCACAGCGUCCAAUAUUCUUCAGGUAGAUCAUAUAUAUGGAGCUACACUUGAGUUCUCAUGUUUCUUUGCAAUUUUGGAUCAAAACUAAGAGUCCUAAGAGAAAGCCUGAGAAACCUAGGUUGAAGAUUCCAAGAACCAACAAAAACUUUAUGAAAAUCCUUUUGUUAUACUGAACCUUCGACACCUAUGAUGGAGAAAAAUAUUUACGGGCUUUUCAGAAUGUAGGCAAACAAGGACACUAUAUUUGAAACGGUGGAGAAGUUACAUUUUGGUUACGGAAUAAGUUAUUAGAAAAGAUGGAAUAAUUACUUCCACGUGCUAUGUAUUUAAGGACAUGAAUUUUUAUUUCAGUCAUAAGCUACAAAGCUACGCACUAGAUAUGAGGACCUAAAAUAUCUUUUAUUGUAUACUUUUCAGAAUUGUGAACGAAAAAAAUAUUAAUGAGGAAGGAUAAUGGAAAAUUAGUUUAACCGGACAAUACACUUACUACGAUAUGAUGGAAAGACCUAUGAUAGAAGUAGUUAUGGCGGCAAUGAUGAUAGUUUACUAUUAGAAUUUGGAUUUGAACUCAAUUCAAUCUUACAAAAUCACUUGUUAUAUACGAUUUGUACUUUAGCUAUAUUUUUACAUGAUGUAGGAUUUUUAAAACCCCACCUUCGAGCAAAGGUUUGAACAUCUUGUAGGUUAAAUAUUUGUGAAUGAUCUAGUAGCAAUUUGAUAGUA